This is a messenger RNA of Myotis daubentonii (Daubenton's bat), 4280 nucleotides long. It is a transcript of the gene SPAG1, whose product is annotated as sperm associated antigen 1. The record is from RefSeq and is a predicted model, not a curated record. NCBI's taxonomy places the organism in Eukaryota, Metazoa, Chordata, Mammalia, Chiroptera, Vespertilionidae. Gene Ontology annotation, cellular component: cytosol. Gene Ontology annotation, molecular function: protein binding.
CCAUGACUGCCAAAGAUUGCCCAUCGUUGCUGGGCUUUGGAACCACAAAAACAUUCAAAAUUCCCGUUGAACAUUUGGAUUUCAAGUACAUUGAAAAAUGUUCAGACGUUAAACAUUUGGAAAAAAUUCUUUAUGUGCUUAGGUCUGGAGAGGAAGGAUAUUAUCCUGAACUUAUAGAGUUUUGUGAAAAGCGCCUUCAAGGAUUGGCUCCUCAAAGUAGAGCUUUGAGGAAAGACAAACCUGCAGCGACAGAAUCCAGUUUCACAGCGAGAGAAUGGGAAAAAAUCGAUGGCGAUAUAAAGAAUUGGGUAACAGAAAUUAAAAAAGAAGAAAGUAAAAUAUAUUUUCAUGAAACGGAAACAUUUCCAGCAAAGGAAGAAAAUUUGCCUCCAGUUCGUGGUUCAAACAGCCGUCCUCAUGUUGCCAAAGGAAAAUAUUCUAAAAGUAGAUCAGCUAAAAAGAAUAUUCCAAGGGAUUAUGCAGAGUGGGAUAAAUUUGAUGUGGAAAAGGAAUGUUCAAAAAUUGAUGAAGAUAGCAAAGAAAAAACUCUAAUAAACAACAAGUCACAUUUGUCUAAAAUUGAGACAAGACUAGACACAGCAGGUCUGACUGAGAAGGAAAAGGAUUUUCUUGCUACUCGUGAGAAGGAAAAAGGAAAUGAAGCUUUCAAGUCGGGAGAUUAUGAAGAGGCUGUGAAAUAUUAUACAAGGAGCAUAUCCGUGCUUCCCACCGUAGCAGCCUAUAAUAAUCGAGCUCAAGCAGAACUCAAACUACAGAACUGGAACAGUGCUUUUCAGGAUUGUGAAAAGGUCUUGGAGUUAGAGCCUGGAAACGUAAAAGCUCUUCUGCGCCGUGCCACUACAUUUAAACAUCAGAACAAGCUCCAGGACGCGAUGGAGGAUUUGCGCCAAGUGCUGGAUGCUGAACCCGAUAACGAGUUGGCCAAAAAAACCCUGUCAGAGGUUGAAAGAGAGCUGAAAAAUUCUGCGCCCGCAUCUAAGACUCACACCAAGGGGAAAAGGAUGGUUAUUCAGGAAGUAGAAAACUCAGAAGAUGAAAAUGGAAAAGAAGGCGAAAGAAAACAUGAAGAUGGCAGUAGAGAUAAGAAGGCCGCCGAGCCCGCGGCCGCCGCGCGCGCCAUGGGCAACAUCCAGAGGAAGAUGACGGGCCGGGGCGAGGCGGGCAAGCGGCCGGAGAAGGGCGCGCCGCGGCGGGGUCGCACGCCUGGGCCCGGCGCCGACCAGCGGGGCCGCCCGAGGGCCCCGGCCCCCGCUGGCCGCGCCAACGGGCACCCGGGCGGCGGCAAAGGCGCCCGGGACCCGGUGGCGGCCGACGCGUCCCCGGCACCCGGCGCCCCGCCGCCCGCCCCCGCCGCCCCGGCCGGCCCCUCUGGCCUGAAGAGCCAGGGCAACGAGCUGUUCCAAACCGGACAGUUCGCCGAGGCGGCGCUCAAGUACUCGGCGGCGAUCGCGCAGCUGGAGCCCGCAGGAAGUGGAAGCGCGGACGAUCUAAGUGUCUUAUAUUCAAAUAGAGCAGCGUGUCACCUCAAGGAAGGAAACUGCAGUGGCUGCAUUGAAGACUGUAACAGGGCUCUGGAACUUCAUCCGUUCUCCGUUAAACCUCUCCUUCGACGAGCAAUGGCCUAUGAAACUUUAGAGAAGUAUCAGAAAGCUUAUGUGGAUUACAAAACGGUGUUGCAAAUAGACUGCGGAAUCCAGACAGCCAGUGACAGUAUUAACAGAAUAACAAGAAUUUUAAUGGAUCUGGAUGGACCACGCUGGCGGGAGAAGCUGUCACCCAUACCUUCUGUGCCCACUUCUGCGCAGUUGCGAGCGUGGCGGCCUACGGCAGAGACGCCCCCAGACCAAGUGGGAGAUUCCCGCAGCCAUCACCAACCGGGCAGCACAGAUGAAAAAACGUUUAAAACCCUUAAAGAAGAAGGAAAUCAAUACGUAAAGGACAAAAACUAUAAAGACGCACUUAGUAAAUACAGUGAAUGCUUACAGAUUAACAAUAAGGAAUGUGCCAUUUACACAAACAGAGCUCUCUGUUACUUGAAGCUGUGCCAGUUUGAAGAGGCAAAGCAGGACUGUGAUCAGGCGCUUCGGAUAGACGCCGGGAACGUGAAAGCGUGCUACAGGCGAGCUCUUGCCCAUAAAGGACUCAAGGAUUAUCAGAAUAGUUUGAAUGAUCUCAAUACAGUUCUCCGGCUAGACUCAAGUAUUGUGGAGGCCAAGAUGGAACUGGAAGAGGUGACCAGAUUCCUUAAUGUGAAGGAUCAGGCAGCAUCACUCAACAAAGAAAAGGAGAGAAGGAAAAUUGAGAUUCAAGAGGUGAAUGAAGGCCACGAAGAGCUUGGAAGGACCCCCGAGGAGGUCUGCACGGGCUGCCCUGCCCCUGAGGGGGACACCAGCUGUGGGCCACCGGCACACUAUGAGAAGCUGCCCGUCACCAAGCCCAGCAACGCCUAUGAGUUCGGGCAGGCGAUGAACGCUGUCAGUGCUAGAAAAGAUAAAGCAGCCUGUGCACAUCUGUUAGCCAUCACUGAGCCGAAGGAUCUGCCAGCCUUGCUGAGUAACAAACUCGAAGGGGAUCUAUUCCUCCUCCUCAUUCAGUCUCUGAAAAGUGAACUUAUUGAUAAAGAUCCCUCAUUGGUAUAUCAGCAUCUUCUAUAUCUGAGUAAAGCAGAAAGGUUUAAGAUGAUGUUGACCCUAAUUAGCAAGGGCCAAAAGGAGCAAAUUGAACAGCUUUUUGAUGACCUCUCGGACACACCAAACAAACAUUUUACUUCAGAAGAUGUACAGGCCCUAAAAAGGCAAUAUGAGCUUUAAAUCAGGAUUAUUGUUAGAUCUCUUCCAUGCAUGCAUGUGCUCCAGUAACACUAGCGAGACGGUAUUGUCAUACAGUUGCAUGGAUAAAACCUUGCUUAGAAAAGAUCCCUGGGUCUGGACUAUAAAAUAUUUUACUUAUUUUUAUACAUAGAACAUGUAUAUUCUACAAUCUGCUUUUUAUCAGUUGUAAAUAUUUUCUUAUGUACCAGAGCUAACAUCUUUAUAUUUAAUAAUAAGUAUAUUUGGAACUUAUUCAGAUGCAUUUUAAUUUAUAUCAUACAUUUCCUUUAAUAACUUGUUAAAAAUUUGAGUUAAAUUGUAUUUCUUUGGGCUAUGAAGGCAUCCACUUAGGUUUGACAGAAAUAUAUUUCUUUAAAAUGCAUUUUUAAAAGUGAAAAUCAUUAACAGUGAUUAUGUCACCUUUAUUUUCUGCUAACACAUACAUAUAAGUCCCAUUUUAUACUACUUGUAUAUUAAAGUCUGCUAAGAUAAAAUGCAAUACUUAAAUCCAUAAUAUGAAAUGAUUAUUAAAUAAAUUGUGAUUAUCAAUUUAAAGCUAUAAGAGGAACUUAUUUUUUCUAAUACGGAAGCAUUGCCUAAUAAUUAAGAACAAAAAUUGCCAAAAAUUUCUAGCACUUUUUACUAGACUUUAAAAAGCUCCUUUCCCUUAUAAAUUGCUUGUAUAAGCAGUAACAAAACAAUAAAUACUCAAGAGCAAACUAAGCCUUCAUUUCUGUUUGCAUUGUCAACCCCAUAUUUCCCCAAAUAUUUAAAUGUCUUCUUGCCCUUCUUUUAUCCCUCUUUUAAGCAGGACCAUGUUUAUUCCCUUAAUGUCAAAGGAAAAGUGAGGAACUCUUGAAGCUCUUUUGUUAAUGGAGGGUAAAGGUAUUUCUUAAAAUAAAAUAUUCCGGUUUCUGUCAGUAUACCAUCAAACAUAUUCCUGUAGUCUUCAGUCAGUUCUCUUUUUCUGGAGCAUUUUCUUGUUCUUUAAAAGUGAAGAUAAAAGAAGAAUAUCUAAUUGCUUUAUCUAAUUGUUUUAUCUAAUUUUUUUAUAAUAGAAUAUUUUUAAUUUGUUUUAUUGAUUUCAGAGAGGAAGGGAGAGAAAUAGAAACAUCAAUAAUGAGAGAGAAUCAUUGAUCGUCUGCCUCCUGCACACACCCCCCCAAUGCGGAUCCAGCCCACAACCCAGCAUGUGGCCUGACCAGGAAUCGAACUGUGACCUCCUGGUUCAUAGGCCCAAGUUCAACCACUGAGCCACGCCAGCUGGGCUAAUUACAGAAUAUUUUAAAUAUUGUUGUGGGUAAAUGGUAACUUUCAAAACAUGCCAUUUUUCUUUUAAACUUUUUUGUUCAUAAAUGAAAAUCUGUAAUAGUAUUUAGUUCUAGUCUUCAAGCCAACAAACAAACCAGUUUUCUCCUUUGUAAUACUAUUAAAUUUGUGUAAAAGUAA